Carlito syrichta (Philippine tarsier) is the source of this 3088-nucleotide messenger RNA. It is a transcript of the gene RAB11FIP5, whose product is annotated as RAB11 family interacting protein 5. Gene Ontology annotation, cellular component: secretory granule; mitochondrion; recycling endosome. Gene Ontology annotation, biological process: regulated exocytosis. The record is from RefSeq and is a predicted model, not a curated record. NCBI's taxonomy places the organism in Eukaryota, Metazoa, Chordata, Mammalia, Primates, Tarsiidae. The coding region runs from base 1 to 1761 and encodes 586 amino acids. Gene Ontology annotation, molecular function: small GTPase binding. The transcript has 6 exons.
AUGUCGGUCGCAGUGUCCUCGGAGGAUGAGCCCCGCUCCCUGGCCUCCCGCCCCGCGGCCUCGCCGCGUCCUGGCCCCCUCUUGCGCCAGGAGAUUGGAGGCUCCGCCGCCGCCUGCGAGCUGGUGCUCACCACCAUGCACCGCUCGCUUAUCGGCGUCGACAAGUUCCUGGGCCAGGCCACGGUGGCGCUGGACGAGGUCUUCGGCGCAGGCCGCGCCCAGCACACGCAGUGGUACAAGCUGCACUCCAAGGCAGGCAAGAAGGAGAAGGAACGCGGAGAAAUCCAAGUCACCAUCCAGUUCACACGCAAUAACUUGAGCGCCAGCAUGUUUGACCUGUCCAUGAAGGAUAAACCACGAUCCCCCUUCAGCAAGAUCAAGGACAAGAUGAAGGGCAAGAAAAAGUAUGACCUGGAAUCUGCCUCCGCCAUCCUCCCAAGCAGCGCCCUAGAGGACCCCGAGCUAGGCAGUCUGAGCAAGAUGGGCAAAGCCAAAGGCUUCUUCCUUCGCAACAAGCUGCGCAAGUCAUCCCUGACCCAGUCCAACACCUCGCUGGGCUCAGACAGCACCCUGUCCUCAGCCAGUGGGAGCCUGGCCUACCAGGGGCCUGGCGCCGAGCUCCUCACCCGCUCGCCGAGCCGCAGCAGCUGGCUGUCCACCGAAGGGGGCAGGGAUUCAGCACAGUCCCCCAAGCUGCUCACCCACAAGAGGACCUACAGCGACGAGGCCAGCCAGAUGCGAGGGGCUCCUCCUCGGGCCCUGCUCGACUUGCAGGGUCACCUCGAUGCUGCCUCCCGCUCGUCCCUCUGUGUCAACGGGAGCCACAUUUACAAUGAGGAGCCUCAGGCUCCUGUGCGGCACCGUAGCUCCAUCUCGGGCUCAUUCCCUCCCUCCAGCUCCCUGCACAGUGUCUCCUCCCGGCCCUCUGAGGAGGGGCCUCGGUCUGCAGAUGACUCCUGGGGCAGAGGCAGCCGCAGCAACAGCAGCUCAGAGGCGGUGCUUGGACAGGAAGAGCUGAGUGCUCAGGCCAAAGUGCUGGCCACUGGGGCCGGCCGCUCUGGAGACGAGGAGGGGGCCCGGCUUCCAGAGGGCAAGCCCGUCCAGGUUGCCACACCCAUUGUGGCCUCCUCUGAGGCUGCAGCAGAGAAGGAGGGAGCCCGGAAGGAGGAGCGAAAGCCCCGGAUGGGCCUCUUCCACCAUCACCACCAGGGGUUGAGUCGGAGCGAGCUGGGGCGCCGAGGCUCUCUGGGGGAGAAAGGGGGCCCCACGCUUGGAGCCUCUCCUCACCACUCCUCCAGUGGGGAGGAAAAGGCCAAGAGCAGCUGGUUUGGCUUGAGAGAAGCCAAGGAACCAACUCAGAAACCCAGUCCCCACCCUGUGAAGCCCCUCAGUGCUGUCCCUGUGGAGGGCAGCCCCGACAGGAAGCAGCCCCGCUCCAGUCUGAGCACAGCCCUGAGCAGUGGCCUGGAGAAGCUCAAAACAGUCACAUCUGGCAGUGUUCAGCCUGUGGCUCUGGCCCCCCAAGUUGGCCAGACUGUGGACCCCAAGAGGCUGAAGGACUCAGCUGUGCUGGACCAGUCGGCCAAGUACUACCACCUGACUCAUGACGAGCUCAUCGGACUGCUCCUGCAACGGGAGCGGGAGCUGAGCCAGCGGGACGAGCACGUGCAGGAGCUGGAGAGCUACAUUGACCGGCUGCUGGUUCGGAUCAUGGAGACCUCACCCACACUGCUGCAAAUCCCCCCCGGCCCCCCCAAAUAGCCCUCCUCACCCCCACCCCCAGGAGGGUUGGCGUGGACUUGUUGCCUGCCUGCCCUCCUUCCCACUGAACUCUCUCACCUGGGGCAGCGUGCUGUCUGUCCUCAUCACUCCUUGCUCCUUCUCCCUCCCGCCUCUACCAGAGCUGCUGAAAGGGAGGCCCUUUGGAUUCCCUUUGGAGGCCUCAGGAUCCAUGUACAACUUGUGUGUCUGUGAGAGCCCUGGGCCAUUCCCACCUGCCUAUUUUCAUACCCCUUAGGUUUGGGGGCUCCGAGGAAUUGGAGCAAGGAAUGUAGCCCUCAAGAUGCAGCAGGGGUGAGCUGCAGUUUGGUGUGUUAUCUGGACUGAGGCUGUUUGCUAGCACACACUUUAUUACCCUCCAAGCGUGGCCAGCCAUCUCUUCCCACGGCCAAACCCCGUCCUCUUCAUUUCCCUUCAGCCCCUGGAGGGGCUUCCGGUCUUAUUGGGACAGGGACCAAGCUGCCUGUUCGUCUGAGUUAUGGGCAAUGAGGGUGCCUACACUUCAGCCUCAUGCCCAUUCCCUAAGAGCAAGGAGCCUCUGUGGUCUGGUCUAGAAUCUGCCAUGUCCUGAGUCUGUUUCCGUCUUGAGCUGUCUGUGGAGUGAGUGCGGUAUGGACAGAGGUGGGUGAUGUGUGUUCUCCAGGUUGUACCCUGUUCCCUCUGACCUUUCCACUGAGCGUCAUGCGUGAGUGGGGGGAGAGCUCCUUGCUCUUCGAGUUCUCCCCCACCUCUGACAUGUAGGCCCCUCCAGAUCAGGGCUUUGGGCUGCUUCUGUUUUGGAGAUCAAGCUUCCAUGUCUAUUCUUGUUGCCUGUCUAGAUGCCAAAACUCUGUGCGGCUGCAGGGUUUGAACUUUUGGAAACCAAUUAAAAUGUGCCUUUUGUGGGUGGGGUCAAGAACCUCUGGAUGUCGACCUCUCCCCCGCCCCCGUGUGGUGUGCCCUUCCCACCUGUUGAGCACAUAGGAUGGGUCUGUCAGGGACCCGGGGUUGGGAAUGGAUGGUGAGGGCAGCCCUGCUGUGGGCGCUUCUCCUCCACUAGAGCUAAUCCCAGUCAAGGGUCUGGCCAAGCUGCUGCUGCUGCUCCCUCAGCCUCCGUGCUGCCUCCUCCCACUCCCUCAACCCCAUUAGGAGGAUCCUAGGAUAAACAGGAUAAAAGCUACUGCUGGGCAAGCCAGCAGGUUGGCCUGAGGCUACCCAGCCUGCUCUCAUUCCUCCUGGCCUCAGGACUCAGCUGCGCUAGACCAGUUGGCUGGUCUGAAAGUGGGAAGUCCCACUAUGCCUUUAGGAGACAACUCUGCUUAGGGAAAAG